AUGCACUUGGAAACCCCGUUUGACGCUUUCGAGCGAAAAAGUCGUGAGAAAGUGUCUUCGCUCCAUGCGGCUCUGGAGGUGGAACGCUCGGAAAACUGCUGCCGCGCCCUGCAGCUCUGCGACCAGCAGAGGAGGACGACGAGGCUUCACGACGACCUGUGCCGGCUGCAGGGUCAUCUGUUCCACACUCGUCAGGGCAACCGGAAGCAGGAGCCUCCCAGUGUGGCGCAUCGAGCAGGCGAGUUCUUCCUGCCAGAUGCGGUCACCCACGAGCUACCGAAGGAUGGCUUCCUGGACGUCUCUGUGCACGCUCUGCCAAGUGUGGCCACGCCUGCGACCGUGACGCCCGUCACGGAGUGCUCGGCGGGCAUGGAAGCCCCAGAGGAUCCCGACGGUGGGAAUCCGACGGACACGAACUUCCUCGACACGGCGAGUCCUGAGCCUCUGUCACCGGCGGCACCUGCAGUGACGCCGUCGCUGCCGGAGGAGCCCGGAUCACGCGCGGAGCGCGCGCAGAUCGAGGCCGCCAUGCGUGACGUGCUGGAAGAGGUAGCCUUCGACCACCUCGUUGUCCGUUGCAACGGCUUCUACGAGUUCGGAAAGAUGGCUCGGGCCUGCCUGCGGCUCAGCGAUGGCGUCCUCACAGCUUCCGUGGACGGCGUCAUCUACGAGCCGUUCGAGGAAUUCCUGAGCAAGCUCCAGGAGCCUGCGGCGAGCCUUCGAGCUGCGCGGCGCGAGGAUUGCCCACAGGCUUCUCAGGUCGCUGCACCCCGGGAAGCCGAACCAAGAAAGCCGCCACCCUCGCCGGGUUCCAGCGCUGGUCCUGAGCGAGGCAGUGGCAGAGCAGAGGCUGCAGCGAAUGGCACCCGAGGAGGCGCGCCUGCAAAGCUGAGCCGAGGAGCCAGUCCCAGUCAAGGUCGACGGCUCAAAGUAGACCGGAGAGGCUCAGCGGCCGCCGAGAAAGCGGCGCCAACCUCUGGUCACGUUCCCUCCUCAUCCAGUCGACCAAGCCAGGCCGCAGACUAA
Symbiodinium sp. CCMP2592 is the source of this 1026-nucleotide messenger RNA. NCBI's taxonomy places the organism in Eukaryota, Dinophyceae, Suessiales, Symbiodiniaceae. The record is from the annotation of a GenBank genome assembly.